Molecule: messenger RNA, 5732 nt
Organism: Culicoides brevitarsis
Lineage: Eukaryota; Metazoa; Arthropoda; Insecta; Diptera; Ceratopogonidae
Gene: Camta
Product: calmodulin-binding transcription activator 2
Exons: 18
Coding region: 224-5470 (1748 amino acids)
Biological process (GO): regulation of transcription by RNA polymerase II
Cellular component (GO): nucleus
Molecular function (GO): double-stranded DNA binding; transcription coregulator activity; protein binding
Source: RefSeq, a predicted model, not a curated record
UAAAUGUUAUAAAAAAUCACUCUCUUGUUGUCCUUUUUACUAAAAUAAUAAAUUAAUAUUAGCUCUAAAGUACCUUUUAAACUUUCGUAAACAACAAUUCUAGUCAAAAAAGUGAUAAAAUGUGCAAAAUUUCAUUGAAAAACAUCGGAAAGUGAACCCCUCGACCUCCAAUACGACAAAAAUGUCUUUGCUGUAGAUACGCCACGAGACGAGAGCCGAGCACAUGAAACAACAUCAACGCGUCAUGGCUAAGGCUAACAACAUCAAACUAAAAGAAACGGAGGCAAUAGUUGUGGGUCCCGAAACCUCAACGGGGCAGCAGCAACAAACGAUUCGCAUCCAAAACCAAUCGAUUGUCACGACAGCUGCCGGUCCGGGAGGCACGCAAAGCAAUUUUAUUCUUGUGCGUGCGGCGCGUUCAGAUUCCGGUCAACUAAUCUUGCAAAAUGGGCACGAGCUGUUGACACUUUUGAACGAAAGUGCGGCGGCGGCAGCAGCUGCUGCGGCAAACGGAGGCGAUGACACGAGCAACAAGCCGAUUGUCAUCCAGCAACGUGGCAAAAGUCGCACCACGACGACGACGAAUAACGGCUCAACCCUUAACGAAAGUACAAAUUCAAUUGCUGUGCAUCAACAUCCCGCUGCGUUGCGUGACGCCGGUGGCUCGCAAACGAUUUUGCUCCAGUCCUCGGGCACGGGCGGCAUGAAAAAACUCACGAGCGCCGAUGGCUCAAGCAUAAUUUUGCAGCAAACGCGACUUGCAAACGCCAAAGGAAGUGCCGCCGACGCGAAUUCCGGACCCAUUUUACUGCAAACACUCAAGAGGUUGGAUAAGACGCCGUCCAUUCUGGUAAUUCGUAAUGCGGGAGGCGCCGCAACGCAAGCAGGAACGUCGAAAAUGGUCUCGGCGCAAGUUAAAACGGUGCCGCGACUCACUUCGCAGCAGGAAACUGUCACGGUUAUCACGGCAGCGAGCGAGCGUGAUCGCAGUACCGAACGUGUCAGUAACAGCAAACAAACGAAUAUUCCGCUGGGGAGCGAUGGCGAACCAAUUAAGCUACCUGACAACUUGGAAAGUCUCCCGAGAGCCGAUCAUUUUCCAACGCAGCGACAUCGAUGGAACACAAACGAGGAAAUUGCUGCAAUUCUCAUCAGCUUUGACAAACAUUCCGAAUGGCAAUCAAAAGAAGUCAAAACUCGACCAAAAAGCGGCUCAAUGUUGUUGUAUUCGCGCAAAAAGGUCCGUUAUCGACGCGAUGGCUACUGCUGGAAGAAACGCAAGGACGGCAAAACGACGCGCGAGGAUCACAUGAAGUUAAAAGUACAAGGAACGGAGUGCAUCUACGGCUGUUACGUACAUUCAGCUAUCCUUCCAACCUUUCAUCGAAGGUGCUAUUGGCUGUUACAGAAUCCAGACAUCGUCUUAGUGCAUUAUCUUAAUGUCCCGUAUCCGGAUGAUAAUAAAAUGGCCGUUAUAACGCCUAAUCUCGCGCUGUGGGGCGACAAGAAGGAAUGGACCAAGGAGGAAUUGGUUAGUCAGCUGAAGCCAAUGUUCUUUCCAGUCUUCAGCGAAGACGAUGCCGACACCAGCAACGACAUUGAAAUUUCCACGGCAGAAACUGUCGAAGCGAUUGUCAGUCAAUUAAUGGAGAAACAACGAAUGGCACGUCAAGCGGCGCUCGUGAAGCAGCUGGAAUGCGGAUGUCCCGAUUCGACGUGUGCCGAUGGCAAGAGUUGUUCGCAUCCGAUGCGGAGAAUUACGUCAAGGACGCCCGAAAAUAAGAGACAGGAGAAUAAUAAUCAAGUUUCAAGUACAACGCCAAAUAUUUUGGUUGGAUCGAGGCUCUACCCAAAAUGGAUCGAACGUCGUCAACGGGAGCAAAUGCUCGAAAACGCCCGUCUCCAAAAGUACGACACGAACUCUCUGCAUUUCCAAAUCGUUCCAACUACAUCACAAAAUCACCCUUCGAUGAUGCGUCAAACGUACCAACAUUCCCAGCAGCAGCAACAGCACAUCCCUCCCCCACUUUCGAUGCAGCAACAGCAACAAAUUCACGCUACGACGAAAUUAUCACAUCCUCAGCAGCAGCAACAACAACCGACGAAUAACACUCGGAACGGCCUGCAAAUCGUUAAUCGGUCAACAAAUCAAAAUGCCAGCAAUAACAAUAACAACAACACUGACGUUAAUUUGAAUGGAGGUGUUGAGGAAAACACUCAUCAUGUGACACAUACGAACACGAGCAGCAUGGAAGAUGACACAAGUACAACGACGACAACCACGACAACUGCAUUCAAUAAUCGAAUUACCGUCGUACAGCAUCAACAGCAGCAGCAGCAGCAAUUAAAUGGAAAUAAUAAUUCAUCAAAUGGUCCGAGUAAUAAUGGGAAUGCACCACCGCUCGUCUUGAAUUUGUCUCAGCUUCAGACAUCGCCCGGUAGCUUGCUCAUACUGAACAACCAACAAUCGACUUAUGUGUGCCAGCCAACAUCUUCUCCCUCGAAUCCAUCCGAGACGACGUCACAAGACGACAAAAGCACAAUUGUCGAGUUUACUGUUCCAAAAGAGGAAACAAUGAUGGAUUCCAACGAAAAAUAUGCCGAUCAGUAUGAAACGAGCAUGAGUUACAGCUCGACAGCUCACAAUAGUCCCAUGAAAAGUCAUCCGACACUGAAAGAAGGACAUGAAGUACCCUAUUUCACUGAAACUUUGGAUUUAUCGCAAGAAGACAUCCAAAAAACCCUUUCGGCGAACAUGCCAACUAAUGGCGCUGAUGUCCACGAAGACACAAACGAGAUAAAUCCAAUGGAUUUCAUUGAAAGUUGCGAAACUCAAGGUCACGAAGAUGACGUUUUCGUGAAUUUAGAUGCUUUUGAUAUGUUAGUUGAGUUUCCUGAACUUCAUGAAUUCCAUGGAAACGCAAAUAACGCAAAUAAUGAGGUUAUGCAUGAGAACAAAUAUCAUCACACUGCGGGAAAUGUGCCUGGCGAACAAACCUCUACAAUUACGGAUUACAGCCCUGAAUGGGCAUACCCCGAAGGAGGUGUCAAAGUUCUCGUUACAGGUCCAUGGGAUGUUAAUACAGCAUAUACGGUGCUUUUUGAUAACUUUCCUGUACCAACAACUUUGGUUCAAAGCGGCGUCUUGCGUUGUUAUUGCCCUGCCCAUGAGGUUGGCGUCGCUACGAUGCAAGUUAGUAGUCAAGGAUUUGUGAUCUCAAACUCGGUAAAUUUCGAGUACAAGUCUCCGCCAAAGACAGAAGUGAAAGUUGAAGCUGGCUCAAGUGAGGUUAUGUACAAAUUUAGCUUGUUAAAUCGCUUGGAAACGAUCGAUGAGAAGCUUCAAAUCAAAUUGGAGCCAAAUGAUGGAUCUUCCGACGAAGCCACGUUAUUUAAACAACCAAAUUUCGAAGAACGACUUGUUUCGUAUUGUCAAAAGCUUACGCAGCGCACGUGGCGAUCAGCUACUCCGACGCCGUGGGGUGUUUCGCACAAAGGAAUGACUUUGUUACAUUUGGCAGCGGCAUUGGGAUAUUCGCGUUUGGUUUGUACGAUGCUUACAUGGCGAUCGGAUAACUCUUCAAUGAUCCUCGAGGCAGAAACUGACGCCUUGAGUCAAGAUGAAGACGGAUACACACCCCUGAUGUGGGCCUGUUCGAAAGGUCAUCUCGAAGUUGCCACCAUUUUGUAUCGAUACAAUCACAAUGCACUAAAUGUCAAAAAUAACCAAGGCAUGAGUCCGAUAGAUGUCGCUAAAGCAAAUAACCAUCAAAAUAUCGUCAAUGAAUUGGAGAAACUUGAACAGGAAAGACUCAAACCUGCAGAAAUAAAAGAAAAGGACGCGGAACAACCGAUCUUUAAUCCAUCAUCAUCAUAUCAAGAUCCAACGACGCGAUUGUCGCCGCAAUCGGAAAACGCGGGAAAAGAUCUCAGCAAGUCACCGAUUUCGGAUAACAGAAGUCAUGAUGGCGUCUUUUUACGCCCGGGAGCUGUUCUUGCAUCGCAAAGCCCGCCAGGAGCGAGAUUGUCAAAGAGAUCUUCAAUUGACAGCGGAAUUAACAUGGAUAUUCGUACUCCAUUGACACGAAGCGGAAAAGGCAUCAAAGAUAGUCAUCGUCGAUAUUAUCUUAUGGAUCGCAGUAUGUCACUUCCGAUCUCAUCAAAUUCUCCGCAAUCCAUGUCAAGUUUCGACAUUGGCGACAGCUAUACUGAGUCGCCGUUGAAUAUGACAGCGUCAAAUAGUGGUUCACUUCUGUCGCCAUUGCGAAAAAUGGAUUUCGCAUUAUGCGAAACAGCCGCUGAUUCAAGUCCAAUUGCUGAACAUGAAGAUUCUCAAGACGAUGACGACGAAACAAACAGUCAACAAAAUACUGAAAUUGGGAAUACUCGAGUUGGGGAGUCGGAUGCUAAAGUUCUCACGUUAGCAGAACAAAUUAUCGCAGCGAUGCCAGAAAGGAUCAAGAACGAAUCUGAGGAAGUAAUGUCUCUCGGAAGUCCCUUACCCGACAGUUUAUCAACAGAUGCAUCCACAAUCGGCAUGUUAGGUGAUUCGUUCAUUGAGCCUCUCUUAGACAGUCAGUUCGAUCAGGAGUUUAACUUUGAAUUCAGCGAUCACAAUUAUCGUUACCAUGACGUUGGCACCCCCUGCUCAAGUCUCAGUCCCGCAAGUUCGGGCCCCCUUCAAAGUCCCGCAAGUUAUUCCGUGCCGCCAGAUCCUCCAAUGUGCUCGCCAAGUCCUCCGCCAACCACGCAGGACUUUACGGAAUUCCUUCAAGCCUCAAAUUCGACGCCAAAACCCUUCGAAGCUGAUUUUUCGAAUCUCACACUCACGGAUAAGGAACAACGCGAAUUGUAUGAAGCUGCAAAAUGCAUCCAGAAGGCAUAUCGUUCGUACAAGGGACGAAAAAAGUUGGAAGAACAAGACAAGGAACGUUCCGCUGCGGUUGUGAUCCAAAAUUAUUACCGGCGAUACAAACAAUACGCUUACUAUCGACAAAUGACACACGCCGCACUCGUCAUUCAGAACGGAUAUCGAAGUUAUUGCGAAAAUAAGCGAUUUAAAAAGUCCCUGCAUCAGUCACAUGCUUCAACUUCGGGACAGGAACAACCGCCAUCGACUUUGGGGUAUUAUAGGAACUAUCGAAGCGACUCGCAGCAUUCCAGUAGCAACUCGAAGGAGCAAAGCCCAUCAGGACCGUUGAAACGAACGUAUUCUCAACGCACCCAAAAUCAAGCAGCUCGAAAAAUUCAACAAUUUAUGCGACAAACUAAAAAUAAUUUAUGGGAUGAGCAUAUUGCGAAAUUGACUGCAGAGAGAACGAGCCGAAAAAGAGAGGCUUGUGCACCAACGUCGAGUGGAGUACCUCCAAAACUCGCAGUCAGUCGCUCAACCAGAUCCAGCUCAGCUGCUGUCAUCGGGGCAAACGCAUCAACCUCAGCAUUAACGACACGUUCCAAGAUGCAACCAUGACUUUGACGACAGGCUUCGGCACCAAGUACUUAAAGUACAUUCAAAUUAAAAAAAAACACUCAAGUUGUUGUGCAAAAAAAAAAUAUUAAAUUAUCGACGUGUGAAAAAAAAAUGUUCAUAAAAAAAUAUCAGUAUUCUCUUUAAUUAUAUUAAAAUUAAAUUAAAAUUAAUUAAUUAAUUCAUCCUGAAAAGUAAUCAAAAUAAUGCAAAAAAAAAAAAAAUAAAUAUUUAAUCUUGCUCUAUUAAUUAUUAAAAAUAUUAA